AUGGAUGAGGCAGCAGGACUGCUGUUGCAAGAAGAGGGUGGAGGUGGGGACCACGAACCACUCCUCCUUCCACUUCCACAGGACGCUGGCCUUUACACAGGUGAUGGAUCUGUUGAUGUCAAAGGGCGCCCUGCAUUAAAGCGCACUACAGGCAAUUGGAAAGCAUGUUUUUUCAUCCUAGGGAAUGAGUGUUGUGAAAGGUUGGCCUACUACGGAAUUGCGAAAAACCUAGUUACUUAUUUGAAAGUGAAGCUUCAUCUAGGCAACCUCGAGGCUGCAAGACAUGUCACCACUUGGCAAGGGACAUGCUAUCUCACUCCCCUUGUUGGAGCCAUCUUAGCAGAUUCUCAUUGGGGGAAAUACUGGACAAUUGCUGUUUUCUCAUCAGUUUACUUUAUUGGCCUGGCUAUUUUGACGCUGUCAGCAUCAGUCCCAGCAUUGCAGCCACCUUCAUGUUUAAGAACAGUUUGUCCAGAAGCAAGCUUACUUCAGUAUGGCAUAUUUUUUGUUGGUCUCUAUAUGAUAGCCCUAGGGACUGGAGGUAUCAAACCUUGCGUCUCCUCCUUUGGAGCUGAUCAAUUUGAUGACACUGACCCAGCAGAGAGAGCUAAGAAGGGUUCCUUCUUCAAUUGGUUCUACUUCUGUAUAAAUAUUGGUUCAUUCAUAUCAGGCACUAUCAUAGUGUGGAUACAAGAUAACACUGGCUGGGGAAUAGGAUUUGCGAUUCCUACUAUAUUCAUGGCAUUAGCUAUUUCAUUCUUCUUCACAGCUUCAAAUAAGUACAGAUUCCAAAAACCUGGUGGGAGUCCACUCAUAAGAGUGUGUCAGGUAGUUAUAGCAGCAUUUCGUAAGUGGCACAUUGAAGUGCCACAUGAUACAUCUCUCCUUUAUGAAGUUGAUGGCCAAACUUCAGCAAUUGAGGGAAGCCGGAAGCUGGAGCACACAAAUGAGCUCGAGUUCCUUGAUAGAGCUGCCGUUAUCUCACCUGCUGAUCUGAAGAGCGAAUCCUUUACAGACUCAUGGAAGCUUUGCACAGUUACCCAGGUUGAAGAAUUGAAGAUCCUAAUAAGAAUGUUUCCCAUUUGGGCUACUACUAUCAUAUUCAGUGCUGUUUACGCCCAAAACUCUUCCAUGUUCAUAGAGCAGGGCAUGGUUCUUGACAAGCGCAUUGGAUCUUUCAACAUUCCUCCUGCAUCUCUCUCAACUUUUGAUGUAAUCAGCGUCAUCAUAUGGGUUCCACUUUAUGAUCGCAUUCUGGUGCCAAUAGCUAGAAAAUUCACCGGAAGGGAGAAGGGUUUUUCGGAGCUACAGCGGAUGGGAAUUGGAUUAGUCCUGUCAAUUCUUGCGAUGGUAUCUGCAGCUCUUGUUGAGUUGAAGCGUUUAGAGAUUGCCAGGUCGGAAGGUCUUAUUCAUGAGAAGGCUGCUGUUCCAAUGAGCAUUCUUUGGCAAAUACCACAAUAUUUCUUGGUGGGUGCUGCUGAGGUGUUUACUUGUAUAGGCCAAGUUGAGUUCUUUUACGAUCAGGCCCCAGAUGCCAUGAGGAGUUUAUGUAGUGCAUUUGCACUUAUUACAGUCUCACUGGGAAGCUAUAUAAGCUCCAUCAUACUUACGUUGGUGGCGUACAUUACAACUCAGGCAGGAGAUCCUGGAUGGAUCCCUGACAAUCUGAAUGAAGGCCAUCUCGACCGGUUCUUUUGGUUAAUUGCAGGGAUAAGCUUUGUGAAUUUGAUAGUUUACAUGGGUUGUGCUGUGAGAUACAGAUAUAAGAAAGCCUCUUGA
Miscanthus lutarioriparius is the source of this 1779-nucleotide messenger RNA. NCBI's taxonomy places the organism in Eukaryota, Viridiplantae, Streptophyta, Magnoliopsida, Poales, Poaceae. The record is from the annotation of a GenBank genome assembly.